UAUGUCAUCCUUCCCUGGCAGAUUGAUGAUAAACAGGGAAGACAUUAAAGUCAAGAUACUCAAGAGCAGAGCUGCUAACAUGAAGAAAAAUUCAAGCAGGGCGGGUGUUUGGAAUGGCAGGAGUCGUGAUAUCCAGCCCUAUAGUAAAGCAGUCUUUUCAGCAAACUGUCAGACUGAGGAGGAGAUGGUAUGGUUACACCCAGCAAAGAGAACUCUGUGCACGCAUUGCUAAAGCCAGCUGCUGCUCAGAGCCCAUUGGGCAAAUGUUCAAAAUUCAGAGUUAACGCUGUAUCACCGCAGAGAGCAGCAAUGGGAGUAUGCAGUUUUCUAUUGAAAAGUUCUAUCAAGAGCUCAUGAUCUUUUUCCAUCUCUCCUCUUAACAUUUCUACUACUCCGCAGACAUGGCUCACCACGCGAGGCCUUCCAGAUUAGUCAAAAAGGAAGAGUUAGGCAAAAGGAAAACUAACCAGGGCAAAAAGAAAUCUAGCCAAGUGAGAAAGAAAACCACAAAGACUUCCACAAAAGCUAUUAGUUCUGGAAAAGGCAAAAAGCCAGCACAAGAAAAAGAUGUUAAGAAAAAACAGCAAGAAAAGAAACCAAUCAUGAGCUCUUCAGGUAGACUUCUCAGGAGCAGUGUAAGCAGAACCUUGUCUGGAGCAUCUUGGGUGAGUUUGGAGAAAGCUGACAAUAUUCUCUUUCAUAACCAGGAUUCUUUCAACAUCAAUGGCUUUACAAUGUCUCUCCGUAACCGAUCAUUCUCCCGUAGAUUGUCCCAAACUCCAACAAUUGCAAAGCCCAGGAAAGCUGCAGUACAAAAAAGACUAGAAACAAAGGAAAAACACGAACAAGAAGUCCUGGCAGUAGUAGAAAAAAACGUUGAAGCAGGCGAAAGAGUUUUGAAACAAGAUUUAGCACAAAAUGAGUUAGCUCCUCUGCCUGUUGAAGAUACUCCAUGUAGUGUAGGUGAAGAGCCUGCUACAUCUGCCAGUCAAGACAAAGAGGUAGAAAUGCCUGAAACAAAUGACUCCGUUCCAAGCCAUCAGGUAACUGAUGACGAUACAGAAGCAUCAGAGGUGAAAUAUAAGCAUGAAGACCUGCCCUGUGAGCAGACACCCAGCAAUCUCCAUACGGGUAGUUCGGCUGAAGCAUUUAUUGAAGAUGCUGCGCUUGUGCUUCCAUCUCCUCCUCCUCCUGACUCUGUAAUCACCUCUGAACCAAACUUGAAGGUGUGCGCAGAGACUCCCUUCAAUCUGGUGCCUAACAGUAAAGAACCUGACUCCAGUUCUGUUGAUACCUCAGACCUCAGCUCAGCAGUACUGUUGGAAGAGUCGGUCCCACUUGCCACAUCCCCCAUUGAAGCAGAGUCGGACCUGGUGCUACCUAGUGAAGAACAAGACUCGAAUUCUGCACCUAUAGUUACCUCUGAGUUCAACUCACAAGAACAUUUAUUUGAAGAUGCAAGCUCGCUUGCAGAGCCCUGCUUGAAGGCAGGCUGGGAUUUAGAGCCUGAGAAUAAAGACGUUGGUUCAAAUUCCAGCUCUGUAGCUGCCACUGAAUCAAAUUCACUUUUACGUUUUGAAGGUGCAAGCUCACUUGCAGAAUCCCACGUGAAACUGGUUGUGGAUUUUGUACCCAUUCACAAAGAACUUGACUCAAAUUUGGAUUUGAGCUGUACAAGAGAGAAUUCGGAAUCUGACUCAAAAAACAUUUUUACAGUAUGUGAACCAGUUUCCGAUACCUCUUUAAACAAUAUUGAAGUGGAGGACAUUGAACAGCUUGUUAAAUGUAUUGAUGCAGAGACAUUAAUUUUGAAUUCAGGUUAUGUCCCCACUUUAUCUCCAGAUUUAGAAAAAAGCACAGUCGAUGAAAUCUCUGGUGAAAGCUCUGGACGAUUCUCUGAAGGCUUUGUUUUGGAGUUGCCUUCAAGCACGGAAAUCUCUGCUCUUGCCUCAGAAAAAGCCAUAAAUGCAGAUUUGCCAGCUGACUCAAGACUGCAGCAUAAUGAUUAUUCAUCACAGCUGGGAAGAGUCGGAGUAAGCUUGAAUUCAGUUCAGGACAAAGUAAGCGACAGCACUGAAGCUGUUGAGGCCUCAGGGCCAUCCUCUCUUAAAAAUCCAGCUGGUGAUUACCCUGUUCCAUAUUCAUCUCUGCUCCCUAUGCUAGAGAAGAAGAAACGAAGGCGUUGUGGAGUCUGUGAGCCCUGUCUGCGGAAAACAAAUUGUGAAGAAUGCAGCUGUUGCAGGAAACGCAAAACUAGUCACCGGAUAUGUAAAAAGAGAAAAUGUGAAGAACUGAAAAAGCCACCACCGCCAAUCACACUACCUUUUGAGGUUCUAACUGAAAACAAAAGACCUCAGAGGAGGAAGCAAAGAGUUUUAAAGGCAAAUUUAGAAAACAAACCAGUAAAUGGCCGCAGACCAGAACUCAUGGAAUGCAGUAUAUGUGGUCAUGGUGAAAAAUACAGGGUGAAAACAAACCAAACAGUACCCAUUGAAAAUGUGCAGUCUAAGGAGAAAGAAAGAAUGACAGGCUUAGAAGCAGAGAAGUGGGCACAUAACGAGAAGCCAUCUUUUGGUGUCCAUGUCAACGGAGAUAUCCAUGGAACUGUGACAGGCAACGAACACUUGAAAAAUGCUGAAGACGGUGAAAGAGCGGUCUCUCCCAGUCAGUUAGCUGAGCCAAAAAAAUCAUUUGCACAGACCAUCAAAAAUGGCAUAAAAAGCCUACAUUAUUCACCACCGGAAGCAGUUGCUUCGCUGAAAAAAGCACCCGUAGAGGAACGGACACAUUUGACAAGCAACUCCCAUAUGCAAUGGAUGAAGGGUACCAAUCUGAAUAACAUAGUAAACACACUGACGACUGGCGUUGGCUGCGUUCACCCGGAAACACAAGGAAAUGUUUUAAUGAAAGAGGAAAACUGCACUUGCAGCAUCUUUGAGGAUUCUGAUAAGUCAGUUGUGCAGAGGGUUUCCAUUUCAGAUCUGCAAGAAAGUUUGUGUUGUCCUCCGCUACCUGAAGAGGAAGUGCAUAUAGGAAAGGAUGGCUUUAAAGUAUCUAACGCAGAGACACAGCAUGAGGAUUCUUUACUCCAGCCGACUUUCUUGUCCCUGAUUAAAAACAGAAAUUUAACUGUAGAGCAGGUUGUAGCUAUUGAAGCUUUAACACAGUUAUCCGAAGCCCCUUUAGAAACAGCUUCACCAGCUAAAACUGAAAGUACUGAACGUACAGAAGAAACAACUUCCAACUUGUUCGAUAGUUACAAAAGAGAUAUCUCAUCCUCCUUCACAUCUUCUGCAUUAAAAGAAAUCAAAGACACUCACUUACAGAAUGAGCAGCAGCUCUUGGCUCACUGCGCUCACUCACAGAAGCAGCUCCCUAAUAAGGCAGUGGUAUACAAUGGCCAAAGCUCAGUUUCUGAAUUGCGUGAUAAACCUACCAAUCUGGCUGGUGAGAUGUAUAAAUUACAGUUAUCCUCAAGAGAUACCAAAACUUUAUCUGACUUAACAUCUAAUGCAAAAUCAUUUUCAUGCUAUACUACGAAGAAAAAUUACCCCCAUGACCCAGUCACCCUUGCACGGUAUUGCAACGCUUCACGUAAUGUCCAGCAAGCAAGUAACAACUUGGAAACUCUUGGCCAGUUGGAGCAAAAGCCAGCCUGUAAUGAUUUGAACUUGGAAGCUACUUCUUUGAUUAAAGGAGGAGGAAUUCACAGCCAGGAUGAAGAGGAUGUUGCUACACAACUAACCCAACUUGCAGCACUAAUUGAAUCAAACCAGACCAAUCGAGGGAAGAAGAAUGACAUAAAGGCAUCACUGCUUAAUCUAAUAUCACACGAGAGACAGCCAAAGUAUAACCAAGAUGUGUUGCAGAAGAAAGAAUCUGUAUUUUUUAGGCAUAAUUAUAGUUCCUUACUGUUAAAGCAAAAACAACCAACAAAUAAAAAAGGAAAUGCUGUACCAUGGAAACCAAGACACAAAAAGAAGCCUCAAGAAGCACGCUAUCAACAAAAUAAUCAAAACCAGCUAGAGCUGUUGUCAUGCCAGCAUAGUGAGUUACAGGACAUUUGGAUAUCAUCAAAACUGCACAAGCUUGGGCAAGCCAUGCCACAGGACUCCAGAAUAGCUUCAUCUGAAAAAAAAUCUCCAAGAACCAAAGUACAGAGAGCGCUGAAUCAAAAUACUUCAGUGUCACAAGAAAAAACUAGAUUGUUUCUCCCGCAAACGCAGAUAAAAUUCCAUAGAUGUUUACCUGAGGUACCACAAGAGAAAAAAAAAGACAGGUUGUUUGGCUGUGAAGUGGUGAAUGAGCAAAUUAAAACCACAGGCUCCAGUGACCCACUAGGCAUUGAUCCACUGAAAAAUGAAGUUGUUGCACGUAACCAAUAUAGCGACCUGUCCUCCCGUAACCCUCCGGCUGUUUCACAGUUGAAAACAGCAUCCUUAUUGAACAGAACAAGUGAAAACCUACAGAUGUUUACAGAAAAAUGUAAUUCUCAGGUACAGCAAACAGCGAAUGUCAGUCAGACGCAUCCUUUGCCUCAAACUUUUAAUCAGCCUAACCUGAGAGCUAACGAAAUGCAUAGUGGAGACAAAACCUAUAUUCAGCAGGGUGCUGUCGAACAACAAGUAGAUCUGAAGUCACAGGUGCUGCCUGUUCCCUGCAGUGGGGCCCAGGUACCAGCUUCUGUUGAAGCUCUCAGGAAUAUGGAGUGUGCAGGUGAAGUGACCGUUCUGACAUCAACCAGUUUGGGUACUGACCACCCACAGAGCACAGGCGACUCAGGGUGUUCUCCAGCAAAAAACACACUCAGCAGUUUCCUUGAAUCACCUAUGAAGUUUCUUGAUACCCCUACAAAAAAUUUAAUAGAUACACCUACAAAAAAAGGACAAUCUGAACUGCCAACUUGUGACUGUGUUGAGCAAAUUAUAGAGAAGGAUGAAGGCCCAUAUUACACACACCUCGGGACAGGACCAAGUGUUGCUGCUGUGAGAGAAAUAAUGGAGAACAGGUAUGGAGCAAAAGGAAGCGCUGUAAGGAUAGAGGUAGUAGUUUAUACAGGAAAGGAAGGAAAAAGCUCUCAGGGGUGUCCAAUUGCCAAGUGGGUGAUACGAAGAAGUAGUGAUGAGGAAAAGUUGCUGUGCUUGGUACGUCAGCGUGCAGGACACCACUGUCAAACUGCCGUCAUCGUGAUUCUCAUCCUGGCCUGGGAAGGGAUCCCCCAUCUCCUGGCUGAUACGUUGUACAAAGAACUGACGCAGAGCCUCAGAAAAUAUGGCUGUCCCACCAGCCGUAGAUGUGCGUUAAAUGAAGAUCGUACCUGUGCAUGUCAAGGACUUGAUCCAGAAACUUGCGGAGCAUCGUUCUCAUUUGGCUGUUCAUGGAGUAUGUAUUUCAAUGGCUGUAAGUUUGCCAGAAGCAAAAACCCCAGGAAAUUCAGGCUUCUCACUGAUGACCCUAAACAAGAGGAACUUCUUGAAAAUAAUUUGCAAACUUUAGCUACUGAUGUGGCUCCAGUUUAUAAAAAGCUUGCUCCUGAAGCUUUCCAGAACCAGGUGGAAAAUGAACACAUGGGCCCAGACUGUCGGCUUGGCUCCAAGGACGGUAGGCCUUUCUCUGGUGUAACAGCUUGCAUAGAUUUCUGUGCCCAUGCCCAUAAGGACACACAUAACAUGCACAAUGGAAGCACCGUGGUCUGUACACUAACGAAGGAAGAUAACCGGAGAGUGGGGGUCAUUCCCAGUGAUGAACAGCUCCAUGUGUUACCUCUUUACAAAAUUUCACAAACAGAUGAAUUUGGCACUGAAGAAGGACUGGAAGCGAAGAUAAAAGCCGGAGCCAUACAGGUGCUCACAGCGUUUCCCAGAGAAGUACGAAUGUUAGCGGAGCCUCUGAGAGCUACAAAGAAAAAGAAACCAGACACAAGGAGGACCCUGACUGAAAAGCAGCCAAUAACAGAUAAAAAAUAUGCAACCCCAGUAAAGCUGAAAACUGAAGCCCCAGAAAAUCUCGGCAACACUUUCCAUUGUUUAGGGAACAAAACAGAUGCUUUAAAACCUGGAAUAAAAACGGAGACUUCUGAUCACCUCUAUGCCAUGAAACAUACUUCAAACACUACUAAAAAUUGCUCCUUAUUGAAGCCGUAUACAGCUUCCUCCCCUUUUAAGGUGGAUAGUUUACAUCCUUAUUCAUCGUUAGCACAUAAGCCUGGCAUAACAGCAGUGACUAAUAUUCAACAAGAUUUUUCAGUUCCCUACGGGUAUUUUGAAUGCAGUAGUAAGCAACCUCACGUGACACCUUAUGUUAACUGUAAGAACUUUGAUGUGUCGGUCAAAGAUUAUACUGGAAUUUUGCUGAAUGAGAAGAUGAAUGGUGUGCCACCGAUUCUUCCAGAGGUCACUGCUCCAGGCCCCCCAGCCCACAAAGACCCCCUGCCCACUAUACUUGAACAUCAGCCAGACAAACAGAAUUGUCAGCUUCAGUUAGACAAUUCUCCUUCUUCACAGAUGAUCAGCUCUUGUGAUUUGUCAGUACCGCAAAGCUCUCCAGCAAAGGAUGCAGUGGGAAACGAGGCUGACUGUUCCCAUGGAUGCCCAAUGGAAAAGGGCAGCUCCCAUCGAGAACAGAUGUGUGGUUUUGACUGUGUUGAUGGAAAGCAAAACAGUGCACUGGGACAACCGACUGAUGCUGAAGAAAAGGCUGAGGAACUGUGGUCAGACAGCGAACACAAUUUUUUGGAUGAUGACAUCGGUGGGGUUGCUGUGGCACCUUCUCACGGUUCUAUCUUAAUUGAAUGUGCAAGACGUGAACUCCAUGCUACCACACCUAUUAAAAAACCCAACCGCAAUCAUCCCACGAGAAUUUCUUUAGUUUUCUACCAACACAAAAAUUUAAAUGAGCCAAAACAUGGUUUAGCCAUGUGGGAAGCGAAGAUGGCUGAGAGAGCAAAAGAAAAAGAAAAAGAAGCGGAAAGAUUAGGAACGGAGAAUACUGAACUAAACUCCAGCAGCAGGAAAACAAAGCAAACAAGUGAAAACAGAGAUAUUUUUUACGAAGACAAUGAGUUCAACCAAAUCCCAUCACGCAGAGCAUUAACAGUAACUAAGGAUAACGUAAUAACAGUAUCUUCUUAUGCCCUUACACGAGUUGCAGGGCCUUACAACCAUUGGGCAUAGGUUUUAGUAUCAAAUGCCUCCUCUUGGUGCAGUGUUACACAGUGUUUCUUUAAGGUGCUGUUAAAGAACAAGUCUCGUGUCGUUUACUAUUUGCUCAUCUCAACCAUUUUAAGGCUGAGGUAAAAAAAAGGGGGGGAUUUCUUCUUAAACUGUGACUUUAACAUUUGGUGGUGCUCAAGCACAUUUUAAGCAAAAAAAAAAAAAGAAGUUGUAUAGUUUUAAUACAUUCUAAAAAAGAUUUUGUUUAGGUUAUUAACCUUGAUUGAAUCAUUCAGUUUAUUACCUUUAGGAAUUUAUAUUUUGGUGCUUAAAUCAAGUCUGUUUACUACAAAAAUCAUUUAUAGGGAUUUUAACAGGAUCACAUUUUAUGGUGUUAAAUCAAGUUAUACAGUAAUAGCUCUACACAGCUCUUGGUGCUUAACCACAUCAAACAGUUAAAAAUAAAUAAGCUGAAUUAUUACUUCAUGGUGCCAUUGCUUUAACAACUUCCAACCAUUGCUAUAUAGUCCAAAUUACAGAUUAAAUCUUUUAGGAAGCCAAUGAAUUUUUUUCUCUAGAUUUGUCAUUAUGUAUUAAAUGAAGUUAUUGGUAAUGAUGGCUGGAAGUUGUUUGUAAGCUGUAAAUAUAUAUUUUAAAAGCACUUUCUAUUUUUAAAAUUAACUUGAAAUAGUAUAGUAUAAGGAUCAUAUUGUCUAAGGUUUGUGCAUACUCUACAGAAGAAAUCAUUUUAUUCUUGCUGUGUAGAGUUCCAUAUUGUUACAGCUGCAGUAUGUAUGCUUAAUAGCAUAUGUGAUUGUUUUUAGACUUGCCCUUUUUCAUUGAAGAUUUUAUGUUGCAUAUAAACAGUUAUAAAAGAAACAUUUUAUUAUUUUUAAAGAGAGUGUACAAACAUGAAAUUAGGAGAUGUCUUGUCAAUAUGUGUGUUGCUAUUGGGAGUUCUGAAUAUUUGGGUUUUUUAAAGGCAGCAUUUGUUGUUAUUUCUUUGAGCAAUAAGUGCAUAGGUCUCAUCUGUUUGGAGCAUUUUAAGUUAACAUUACAACCAAAUGUUCCUAAUGCCUCAGGGGUAGGAUUGUUUUGGGAAAAAAAAAUACCCCCUAGAGUUGCCUUACUCUAUUCUGGGAAAAAAAAAUUUGGGGAAAAUACAAAGGAAGCGUUGGAAAAGUAUGAAAUUUCUAAUAUUUAACAGCAAAUUUUUCAUUAAGAAUAACUUACCUGUAAUAUUCACCAGCUUUCUAAGUUCUUUCUUUUUACAAAAACAUUUUGUAAUUUUUUAAAGUGAUUUCUACAUUUCAUGUAGAGAAAGGGUUGUAUUGUUCCUUCCAAACACAUGAAAUUUCAUGUUCUCCGUUUUUGUUGAAAAAGUGACAUAUCAUGAAAUGAUGAGUAUUUGCUAAACCGGAGGAAAACAGACACUCCGCUGCUUUUAAAUACUGUAGCAUCCCACUCUUCUUUCUGAUUCUCCUCUCCUAUGUAUUUCUUUUUAAAACUUAUUUAUUUAAACAAAUUACCAAAUGACAAUGUUAGCUAAGGACCAACCUCAUCCUGCAACUUCUUCCAUGAGAACAGCUCUGCGUAGCCAUACCUGCCCGGUCAGAGCCAGGAGGACCGCUCAAGCCAGGACUCCUCUCGUGACUGAGAGCUGCAGGAUCAGGCCCCAGAGAUGAAGCUGUACCUUAAUUCUGCCUCGGAGUCCUCCCCGGCUGGGUAACCUGUAGGUAUAACGAGGUCAGAGUUUUCCAGUGCGAAAAUAUACUAAUAAUAUACUUGAUAAUAUUAUAACGUAGUGGUGCUGUAACAGAGGAAUACGGACUAUCUAGAUCUGCUUUAUUUAAAACCUAGACAAGGUGCUUUUUCUUUGAAAAGUUGAACUGUAAGCGCUAUAUUUACAGUUUUGGUACGAAAAGUACAUAAAUUGUAUUUUUAACACAUAGUGCCAGUUAGGACCUUGGUGCUACAAAUAACUUAAAGGCGGCUGUAGAUCGAUGAGACUACUCUCCUGUAUAAAUGCAUACACGUGUAGUGUUUGCAGGAGCAAGGUCUGAAGUAGCAAUCACUAUGUAAUGACCUUGGGUUCAAUUCUACAGAUGCCUGUCGAAAUUAACAAAAACAUUGAUGGCUGAGGGUGGCCGAAUUGAACCCAUUCUUUGUAUCUUACCUAUUUUAAGUAAAAUCUGUAAAAACCGGGUAUGCUGCAAAUUUUAGUUCAAAGCUUAAUAUUAGUUCAAAUAGAGGAUAUGAAGGGAUUGUAAAUAAUACUAAAAACAAUAUUAUGCCAUCAUUUUGUACCAGCAGUUUUAUGCUUCUUGACUAUGUAAUAUACAGUACACAUCAAAUCAUUAUGGUAUUUUGUGUGCCUUAGAUUUCCAUUUUAAAACUUGUAUAUUUUUGGUGAGCCGAAGAUUAGUAAGGAUUCCAGCUGUCCAUACAGUAAGUAGUACUGUACGUUCUCGAGCUGUUCCAUUCAUGUAUUUGCUAUCUGAAAACCCUUGUCCGACACAACGAUCAAUCAUUUACAGAAAAGAUUAGUUUGUUGGUUUCACUGAUAGUGCUGAUAACUUUAGUUUCUGCAAUGCAAAUUGAAAAAAAUCAUUUAUCGUUCAGCGCUCCCAUGUGAAUAGCAAUUUUUCUACACAAAAUUAGUAAGUUACAGAGCCAUCUCUUUACCUUUUAAAAUGCUGGGCUCAUUAGAGUGGAUGACUUUUACUUGAAUCUUCCCCUGUAAAUGCCCAUGUUUAACUUAGGUAUGAUUGGAAACUUCAAGGUAAAAAUGUUCCAUUGAAAAACCAGCAGCUUCCCUCAAAGAAGUGAGAACCUGAAAGGUGGAUCUAAAAGGGUACCUGCAGAUAUGGCCCUUGGCAAGUCACCGCUCAAGUGGCUGCACCAAGAGACCUUUGGCGAGUCCAGUUCUACCUUUUUUGAAAUGGCAAUUCUAACAGAGAAAAGUAUAUCUUAAUGUAAUAGUUAAUGCUAUUAACAGAUAGGUGCUAAAACUCACAGUUACUACUUUAUUAAGAUCACUUACCUGAGAAAAAUCUCUCAUCUAUACAAUAAAAUAUCAUUCGCGGUGCUCUUUCCUUAACUCUCUAUCACAUAACUACUUUCUCAGCAUGUACCUAACAGGCGGGUUAGCGGGCCACUUUUUUUUCCUGCUGUGGCACGCAGCAGGCCGUGAUUUGAGAAGCUAGUAUUUUCUAUGGCUGUACUGCGGUAUAGAGAAUGCAACUAUUUGCUGUUUUUACAACUGUGUGUUAUUUAUUGUAACAUUUCAGAAUAUUUAUCAGUCUUGUACGCAAAUCAUGUUUGGAGUAAGGUUAUCAUUUUUUAACAGUAUUUGUCUCUUAAAAUUUGCAGAUCUAUGGAUCUGUUGCUUUCCUUUGCAGCCCCCACAACCAAUUGUAAUUUGCUCUUACCCCUUAAAAAAGUCCUCCCAGGAUGGCCAGAUCAGGAGCUGGAUCUAAAAUUAAGGUAGCUGGCUAGGUCAGGCCUGUGUUUUACUUGGUGUCUGACAGCUGGCACUAUUCUUUGGGUGACAAACCAGAAGAUGGAUUCAGGUGUAGGCCGGUGGUGGGGUGUGGUUGUCUUUUGAUCCUUUUUCACGGUACAGUAGCAAAAACUGUCAUGAUCCAACAUGGGACACCUCUGACUUCCCAGAAGAAAUACCUCUCCUUCCUUUCUCCGCUGGGCCCAGUACCACCACUCCACCUUCGCUCUGGAGGGAAGGAGUAGCAGUUUCUGCAGGAGCCGGCUCUGUUUGACUCACUGAGUCCCUGGUGGUGUUACUGCAGUCAUGCCCAAUUAACUAGUGAAUUUUAAUCCUGCAGUUUCUCUGCGCUUACUGGUUUGUAACAUGCUGUUGUAUGGCAGAAAAUAGGAAAAAAAAACUAAUUCUAUAUUUUAGUCACAAGAUCCAAAAAGCUUUUUAAGAACUUAAAAAUACUUGUGACUUUCUAGCUGUAACCGUUGUAGUCAGGCUUUUAAGGGCUUCUAAGCUAACUUUUACUUAGGAAAGUAAAAGUUAAAGUUAAAAGUACUUUACGUUUAACUGCUGUUAAAAGUCCUUAUCGUACCUAUGACAGUGCUUCUGCUUAGAACAGGAAAUAACUGUAGUAUCUUAAGCAACAUUUUGUUAAGGAUGGGUAAAUGACAACUUCUGUAGUACUUAUUUGUAAUGUACAACUGUUAGGGUUUUUUUUUAAAGACCUUUUUAAUAUCAUUGCAGUAUUAUGCUAAAUUGGGUGGGUUAAAUUUGGGUCCUGUUUACAUUGCUGCAGCCCCAUUGACUGCAACAUGCUUAUUCGUCAAGCUUUCGUGCAAUUUUCACACUUAACUGGAUGGAUACGGAUACAGUUGACCAAAGUCUGUGCCGACUCAGGCCCUUGCAACCCUACCACAGUUAAUAGGUUUUGCAAGGAGAGAUGGAGAGAUGUUUGGAGUAAGUGGUAUACUUCGUGUUAAACACACAGGUUGUAUUAUUUCUGUCAUGAGAAGUGAUUUGGGGUCUGUAGAGAGACAUAAUACCUUCACCUCAAGUUUCAGGCAUGCAGGCAGACCUGUUUCAGACCACCUUCAGGCUUAUGCUCUUGACAGCUUUUUUGAUUUUUUUAUCUGAUAGGUUGUUCAAUGAGAGAUGUUCUAGAAGCAUGCUAACAAAAGUGCAUCCUCAUGGUUUUAUAUUUAAAAUGUAAGGUCAAUCUUGCCCUUUCACUUCCCAUGAAAUUUCUCUCAUGUUGAAAUUAGCUCCUUUUAUCAAGUAAUCAUCAGCUUUGUAAUCCAUUUUUAUAUAUAUAUGAUUUUUCUCUCUUUUUCCACAGAAAUCCUGUAAUUUCUAGAUUAACAGGAGGACAUAACUGUGCCGUCAGAUACAUGAAAAACUAAAUUGCGUGUCCAUUUCCACGCUUUUUAUCCAUAACAGCAGCUACAUUCAGCCAGUGUUGAACUAACUUUCUUUCAGGUCUGUUGUGGUUGCUGAAAUUCAGACUAGGGUCUUUGACACAUUUUCCAUAAAAUUGUGUUUCAUUUCUUAUGUAGAAGGUGUCUGUCCAGCUGUGACCCGUGAUGCUGUCUAUGAUCUGGUCUAAAAUAACACAAUUAGAGAUGAGGAACAGUCCCAAUCAUAUUUGGAAAUUCUGGCUUUCUUCUUAAUCUUCAUAGGUGUUGAUCUGACUUUCAGGAGGAAGUGUAGAGGGAAUAUAUUCCCGUAAAAUGAGGCUGUAGAGAAAGUUGCCAUUGAUCAUUGUGACACUGUGGUAGUGCACUGCAAUGUCUGUGUUACAGCAUGGUUUCUAACGAGAGAGGACGUGCUGUCGUGUCACACAGCUAUGGGUAUGUGUACAAACUCAUCUCUUGCCACAGUUCCUCUGGAGACAGUAAUCUCUCUUUUGUUCUCUGCCUGAAUAUACUGGUUUAAGGAAAAAAAACAAGAGGGAGAGAGCUGGUCACCCUUUCUUUAAUCUACGUAGACGAACAAGUUAGCAAGCAAUGCUGUCACCACCAGCCUGCUGCUCCUUCCCACGAUCAAGUUAGAGAACGUGGAAAGCUGCUGGGGUGCUCAGCAUGAAGAAGUCGCAGGCAGAGAUGUGAAGGUACCAGUUGCCAGGGUACUUCCUUAAAUUGACGCUUUUUUUGGUACAUCUAACUUCACGUUCCUAAGCUUUUUUUAUUCAGUCUGUGACACAUUUAUGUUCUCCUUGAAUCUGAAACAGAGUGGCCAGUGUCAAAAGUCCUGAGGACAUGGCUACUUGGUGGAACAGUACAGAAACUGGCGGCGUUGUCUUCUGGAAUUACCUGAUGUUUAGUUAGGCAGUUCUCACAAGUUAUGUAUGUGCUGCUUCAGUAUGUUGCUGCAAUAUUAUAAUUACAUAAAGGAAAGAGUUUUAUACUUGAGGUUUUCUCAAAGACCAAGGAUUUCUAAUAGUAGUAUCUAAUCAGGCACCAAUACACAUAUGGGUCACUUCUUCUAAAGAGUGAUUGAAAACCUAUUUUAUAUUUAUUACCUCCCUAUUAAAACAUUUUUGGUUAUUUCAGAGGAGUGAGCAAAACUUUUUGUUUAAUACUGUCAUUUGCAUACUUGACUAAAUUAUGAAGACUUGAUUUUAAAUAGUGCUGUGAUGUCUCCCUGAAGAACACAAUUGGACUGGUGUUGAUUAGUACAUACUGCUUUCUACUCUGUACAGAUGAGAUCCAAUACCACAGCCACCUUUCUCACGCGACAGUCUCUGUCUGCUGUGGUUAGCUGCUUUCACAGUCAGUGCUAGAUCACAUUGUACCCUGCUGUGGAAUGCUUGAAAUGCUUGUAACUGUUCCAGAAGUUCUUCCUAUCUCUGCAGAUCUGCUUCAGUACUCAGCAUCAGCAGUGUAGUUGUCAGCCUGUACCUGAACUCCACACACGCACUGUCGCUGCUUUGUAUGUAGAUCACCCAAUCUUCAUCUCAGGAAUAGCGUAACAAUGUAUUCUCCUUACGACUCUUCCAAAAUCUAUUUCUUUUGGUCAUCUUUUAUUCUAUAUAUGACAGUUCUAGGGCUUUUUUAACUUCACAUUUCUCAUAGAAAGCCUAGAAUAUUGCAGUUGGAUAUUUGUUUCAUUCCAAGAAAGAAGGACAAUUCACUAUCUGUCACAAUCAGUGUUUUCUUUUUAAAUCAAAUAAUCAAUUUUCCAGUUAAUUUUCAGAUUUCUUGAUGUAAUUGUUUCACUCUGUCGUUAAAUCUGCAAGCAGCCAAACAAAAGAGACUUUGCAGGAGUAGAAAACUGCUCACCCCUGAGAAGGGAAAGCAUCCCUUCUCAAAGUACAAGAUUUUUGCUUCUGUUGCUAGCAUCUCUUGUGGAAUGCCCUCUUUUCUUCAGUUACUCUACCAGCUCUGCUUAAAUCUUGAUCUAAGACAUGCUGCAGAUCCUACACAACUACAAGAGCAGGAGUGUCUCUUUACAUCUUCUGGUUAGAUCCCUGUGCAGAGAUCAGUCAUAGACCUUGUGAGAAACCGAAGUAUUGCGUAAUUUACAUGCCUUAACUAACAUAGGACUGCUUGGGAAAAGGAGCAGAACAAUGGAUUUAUUUGGUUGGUUGGUUGGGGUUUUUUUGUUCUUCUGUAGCAGUAAGUGGAAUUGAUUGAGCUUGAACAGAAAAUUAAGUAGUUACUGCCUUUAAUAAAAGGGUAUAGGGGUGUCAGCAUUGUUGUUUUCCUCUUUCCAAGACGAAAGACUUCAGGAUCCUUUUUUCAGUCCAGUUCCUCAGUUCUUCAUCCCAGCAGUGUUUGCAGUGUUUAACCACAUACUCAUAACUUCAGUUUUAAAAGGUAUGAGAUGCUUCUCGAUAUUGUAUCCUCAAUUCUUCCCACAACAGUAUCUUCUUCUCUUUCCUUAUACCAGACCAUUAUGCAUGUAAUUCUUCCACACAUACGUGUAUUAAAAUGCUAGAAUCUUCCAACAGCGUACUUGCAGCGAAUGCAAGACUGGGGUGCUAAAUAAUGUGAAGGUGUGAUGUGCUCUGUUUGGUGUGACUGAUUAACAAUGCUGUUUUCAACACUUUACACACCUUACCAGCUUUCCUGAUAGAGAAUGCAGGUGUAGACCGCAAAAAAAAACCCUACAUACUUAAGGCGGAGGACAGAUUUGGCAGUUCAUCUCCAGAGAGUUACUAGUUACAGCAGAUGAGCUGUAUUCCAAAGACAUGGCGUUGCAAUGGAGCGAGGGAAGUGCUAGUUUGAUGUUCAGUAUUGCAGUUGUUGCCACAUAACAUUUUAAUACUGUUGUGGAAAGUUUUGUGACCUGAACAAUAUUUUACAUGUAUAUCUGUGUUUUUAUUAUAAUGGAAAAGGGUCUAGGGUUUGACAGUCAUCUUAAAAUAAGAAUGAAGGCCACCCAUACUGCUGUCCUUUGCGUCACAUUAAAAGGACAAAAGGGCCUUAAAUGCAUGUCGAUUUAGCUUACAUCCUUCAGAGUAUCCCUUUACACUGAUAAUGGUACGAAAGGUCAGUAGUAUAAAUCAAAACCGUUGCCAAAUGGCUGAUUUCUACAGUCAUCUAAAAUCAAUUUCAUGAUAUCCCUGUUGUGCAUACUGGCCCAUAACAUCCGGAUUGUUUGUAGUUUAUAAAUUGAAAAGAAACUGGCUUGGUUUUUAUCAGGCUUGAAGUAUUCACUUAUAUUGGCUGUCCUUUUCCCAACAUUGUCUACAAAGGGAAUGUGGUAAAAGAUUUGUACCUCUAGGUGUAACGGCCCAGCCAGAAAUCUCACAGAAUUGUCAGUAAUACUACUACUAAGCUUUGGUAGUUUCUCUUAAAAUACUUGCUUUUCUUUAUCAUAAUUUGAUUUAUGUCCUUUUACUUGAUUAUAUAAAAUGGGGUUGUGACAAUCUACUGAACUCCGUUCUUUUCUGACUUAAGACCCAACAGAGUGUGCAGUAUUGUGUGGUGUUGGCACACUGGGGUGAGUUUUGAGACACAAAGCUAAAAGCCAACAUUUUCUGAUGGCCAUAACUGGUGGUACUUGACCCAACAGAGCGUGCAGUAUUGCGUGGCGUUGUCACACUGGGGUGAGUUUUGAGACACAAAGCUAAAAGCCAACAUUUUCUGACGGCCGUAACUGGUGGUACUUGACCCAACAGAGCGUGCAGUAUUGCGUGGCGUUGUCACACUGGGGUGAGUUUUGAGACACAAAGCUAAAAGCCAACAUUUUCUGACGGCCGUAACUGGUGGUACUUGACCCAACAGAGCGUGCAGUAUUGCGUGGCGUUGUCACACUGGGGUGAGUUUUGAGACACAAAGCUAAAAGCCAACAUUUUCUGACUGUCAUAACUGGUGGUACUUGACGGUGAAACUGUUGGCACCACCCUGCAUGCUUGAGUCACACAGAGCUUUCCUUGCUGCCAAUGGAAGCUUUAUGUCAGUAAGCAUCAUGCCCCACUAUGCUGCAGUUAUGAGAUGCAAUGCAAACUUCUCACUCAAAAAAAGUUUGAGGAAAAGGAAGUAUAUUUUCGUUCUUAAAUUUCUAAACUGGAGUGAUGCUGGAGAGCCUAAUAUUGUGGAUGCCAGUCAAAUCCACGCAACUCAAAAGGCAGCAUCUGAAUUUUGUGAAUCUCUUGUCCUCAAAAUGAAGAAAUAACUGUAGGCAAGAAAAAAAAAUGUGGUAUCCCAAUACUACUAAAACAAAGCCAGUUCUAACCCAAUACAAACAUUCAGACGUUUCAGUUUUUAACAAUUAAUUAUUCAAUGAUUAUUUGUUCAGUUCAGAAGAGACAGCUCUUAAUAAUGUGACAAUAUCAUACCAGGUCAUAAAUACUGCUCAGAGUUUGCUGUCGUAAGAAAGAACAUUAAUAUGUAAGGACACACUGUACUGAAAUGCUAAUGAAUUCUCUCCUGCUUUGCAAAAUUAAAAGAGUAACAGUAUGCCAAAGCAAAAAAAAAAAAAAAAAGAAAGCAUUUUCUUUCUUUCCUUCUCUCUUUCUUCUGUUCUCUCUUUCUUCUUCUUUCUUUGGGAUGCAUUUGAUAUUUAUUUUUCAACUCUGAAUUUGGGAGUUUGGAUUAUUUCCAGUUACCAACCUACUGUAUUUAGAUCUGGAACAUAAAAAUUAACUUUUGUAACCAAAAGAUGAUGUACAGGGAGAAAAAAAUCAGAAAGAAAAAGCACUUCAUUAUGUCACAGUAUUUACAGGAGAAAGUAUAAAAAUUACUUCUUUUCUCAAAAAACACGUGGGGCCUGAUUCUUUCCUAGUAUAACUGAGCACAGCUUCAUGAGGCUGGUGGAGCUGUGAAGAGUUACGCUAGCUGAGAAACUGAACCUUAAAAUCUUCUUUGCAGACAAGGGAACCCUUACCAGCAGUACUUGAAGACUUGUGAGUUGUGACUGCAUGUUACUUGAAAGAUCUAAUUAAGCUAUGUUUUUUGGUGCAAGCAGUUGUUGUACAUGAUUUCAUGUUUAUGUAGCAAGAUGCAUUGAAAUGUUGAUACUAGUAUUGAAACAUACAUGUAAAAAUUGUUGUUGUGGAAAUUGUCUGUUCUGUUCUAUUUUUCUUGUGUGUCUCAUCUGUUUAGAACGUAAACUUUCUUUUUUUUAUUGUCCUAACUGAAUAAGGCUAAAUGAAUACUGUAAUUGAAAAUAUAUUUUAAAUCUUGUCAUGAGUUUUUAAAAAGACUAUUACAAAUUGUAUCAUUCCUGAUUACACAGAACUUUGUGGGUGGUUUUAAAUAAAUUUUAUACUUCUAUUUUGCA
Messenger RNA from Phalacrocorax carbo (great cormorant), 17373 nucleotides. The record is from RefSeq and is a predicted model, not a curated record. Lineage: Eukaryota; Metazoa; Chordata; Aves; Suliformes; Phalacrocoracidae.